AAUGUCAGAAGAUUGUACAUUGAAAUCUAGCACAGCAAAAAGCAUUAUUGUUCACACACAUGCACACAGAAACAUACACACACACGUGUACAUUCACACGUACGGGUUCACACAUGCACAUAUUCCCAUAGGAAUCUCCACCUCUAUAUAAGAAGAUGCUUCAACAUAAGUGUAUGUAAAGUGUGUGAAGCUAAAGAGUAAUUAAAUAUUAAUGGCGACUUCAGGGUUUAAGCAUUUGGUGGUUGUGAAGUUCAAGGAAGAUGCAAAGAUUGAUGAGAUCUUGAAGGGCUUGGAAAAUCUUGUUUCUCAAAUUGAUUCUGUCAAAUCCUUUGAAUGGGGAGAAGAUAAAGAGAGUCACGAGAUGCUUAGACAAGGAUUCACUCACGCAUUCUCGAUGACCUUUGAGAACAAAGAUGCUUACGUUUCUUUCACAAGCCAUCCUCUUCACGUUGAAUUCUCAACCGCAUUCACCGCCGCUAUCGACAAGAUCGUGCUCCUGGAUUUCACCGUCGCCGCAGUCAAAUCUCCCGUCGAAGCAUCACCAUGAAUCUUGUUAUUAUACCAAACUUGUUUCUUGGUUAAUCUAUUUCUAUAAUCGAUGUUUUAAGUUGUUUCGGUUAUGUAACUCGGUUGGUUAAGUAUGUUUUGGUUUGAUUCGUUUCUUUCCGGUAUCCAUUAAUAAGAACCUGGUCUGGUUGGAACUU
This is a messenger RNA of Eutrema salsugineum, 704 nucleotides long. RefSeq names its product stress-response A/B barrel domain-containing protein At5g22580. Bases 212 to 547 code for a protein of 111 amino acids. The record is from RefSeq and is a predicted model, not a curated record. The transcript has 2 exons. Lineage: Eukaryota; Viridiplantae; Streptophyta; Magnoliopsida; Brassicales; Brassicaceae.